AUGGCUACUCCCCAGGAGCCAAUGGAUUGGAAUGUGACCGACGACCACCAACUGACAAAUAACCUAUUCGUCAAUGAUAUUCCAAUUGCAGCAACAGGAGGUGACAACUUUUCAAAUCAAAUUCAGCCACCUGACAUGGCCAGAGACAUCGCUAAAGAGUAUGGUAUCAAUAUCAAUAAGCCAAAAUUCCAACAAUUUGCAAUCAAAGAUGUUCGUCUGAAAACUUUCCAAAAUUGGCCAAUGAGCUGCAACCAAAGACCCGAAGAUCUAGCAGAGGCCGGGUUCUUUUAUUCAGAAAAUUCGGACGCCGUGUUCUGUUUUGAUUGUGGACAAGGUCUCAGAAACUGGGAAGAUGAGGACACGCCCUGGGGUGAGCAUGCGCGCUGGUCGCCUGAAUGUCCUUAUCUUCUCAAUACGAAGGGAAAAGACUUUGUUCGUUUAGAGCAGUUACGUGACACGGAUCCGGUUCAGUUUAUUGCUGAGAAAACGCAAGCUGUACAAGAGUCGCAAAAUCGACCAGCUGAUAGAAAUACUGAAAAUGACACUUGGAAUAAUCCAGCAGUUGAAAGUUUACUUCAGAACGGAUACGGGAAGAAAAUGGUUCAUAAAGCCAUAUUCAUUUUUCGUAACCAGAGAGGGGAAAAUGCGCCUUUAUCUGCAACAGAACUUCUCAACAUAAUUUUCGAUUUGGAAGAUGGGACAGUUGUUUGCGAUGAUGUUGAAAAGAAAGAAGCUGAGCUCCAGAGAAAUUUGAUUCGAAAAGAGAACGAAGAGUUACGGAAGUCGACCAACUGCCGGAAAUGUUCCAUACAACUCGUAUCCGUGGUGUUUCUACCCUGUGGACAUCUCUGCACUUGUACUGACUGUGCACCGUCAGUCAAGAACUGCUUGAUGUGUGGCGCUUUUAUAAAAGGCACCGUACACACCUAUUUGGUGUAAAAAACACAUUUAGCAAUAUCAGCUGAAAAUGAUAUACAUGGUUCAAUUCAG
Messenger RNA from Saccostrea cuccullata (small rock oyster), 990 nucleotides. Its product is annotated as baculoviral IAP repeat-containing protein 3-like. Bases 1 to 939 code for a protein of 312 amino acids. Gene Ontology annotation, molecular function: cysteine-type endopeptidase inhibitor activity involved in apoptotic process. Gene Ontology annotation, cellular component: nucleus; cytoplasm. The record is from RefSeq and is a predicted model, not a curated record. Gene Ontology annotation, biological process: regulation of cell cycle; negative regulation of apoptotic process. Lineage: Eukaryota; Metazoa; Mollusca; Bivalvia; Ostreida; Ostreidae. The transcript is spliced from 6 exons.